AAAAUAGAUUCAGCUGGCCUAUUUGAUUUGUCGUGUGUGUGGGUGAGAGAGAAGACGCUUUAAAGAGGGCGAGGGUUCCAUCCAUUGAAGUGUCCAGAGGAAGAUUAUGAAGGGAAAAAAUGGCGAAAAUAAUGUGAUUAUUUCUUAUUUUGUUAAUUAUUUUUGUCUUUUCCCGUCUCAAAUGGAUCGGCUGCGGAGGAAGUCCGGUGUGUCUUGGGAAAAUCUGCGUGUUUAGCACUAAUUUGUCUUCCGCCCGUGGAAAUCCUCGUGUUUAGGACUGAUUUCCGUUCAAUCCGUGAAAAAUCUGCGUUUUUGACCUUAAAUUUGAUCAGAUUGAGUGAAGAAACCAUAUCCUGUGAAAAAUUUGCGGUUUUAGAGGUGGAGUUUGAGGAGUAAACAAUAGCCUGUGAGAAAUUUGGGUCUUAGUGCUAGUUUUUGAGGGGGUUGUGGAGAAAGAAAGAAGAUUGAGGAUAUUUUUCCUUUUUAGAAGUGAAAUUUGAGAAUAUUGAGGGAAAAAUUCGAGCUUUUGAAAAAAUUGCGGUUCUAGUGCUUAAAUUUUGGGGAAAUAUCCUGAGUCCGUGAGAAAUUUGUAGUUUUAGUACUAAAUUUGAAGAGACUGAAACAAUCCUGAAUUUUUUCCGUUUUUAGUACUAAUCUUUAGGCAGGUUGAGCAAAAAAUUCUGUCUGUUAAAAUUUUUCGUCUUUGUACUAAUUUUGAGAAGAUUGUCCCAAGAAAAGUAGCCCGACUGUGUGGAAAAUUUGGAUUUUUUUUUGUACUACAAUUUGGUCUGUUUGAUUCAAAAGAAUGAGAGCCAACGUUGUUGCUGCAAAUUUGAGCAGGUUCUAAAUCUUUUGAAAGCUCUGCACAUUUUGAGCGCUAGUUUGUGGGCAUAAUUUGAAGCGCUGGGCUUAAAUUUGUCCAUCCACCACAGAAAAAGAUGUCCAAGAUAGUAGAAGAUCACAGAGGAUCAUUUUUUUUCAUGUUUUCAAAUGAAAAAUAAUUUUUUAUUGAGAAGAAAAUUCAUUUUUCUGCUUUUCUCGUUCAAAUUUGUCCAGCAGGCGGAGGAGCUUUCAAGGCGUUGAAGCUGAACAAUUUUUUGUCCUCAAAUUUUGUAGCUGUCAGGCUUAUCUUAACCCCCUUAUUCCUUUGUUCGUCAGUUUGAAGAGCCAUAUCUACAUUUUCCUUUACAGUUUUUCCUGUCUCUCUUUUCUUAUUUUAUGAACAAGAAAAAAGGGUGUUGCAAAUUUAAAGACAACAGUAGCAAUUUGCAUAGGAAGAAAAUCCGCCAAAAGGCUAUAGAAGCUGUUGAGUGAAAAAUGCUUUUUGUAGUGAUUGCUGUAAAAAAUCGCUGUAUUUUGAGUUAGAUAAUGCCAAGCCGUAGGGUUUUCAGUAUGCUGAACAAUAGUAUCAAAGAAUCAGGCAAGAUGAUUGUUUCAGGCAAGCCUGUGGCUUCUAAAUCGAAGAUAAAGAGGAUUUUUGAAUGGCAAUUUACACACAUUUUAAGGAAUGAAAACCCAUCUUCUUCGCAAGUAGUCCCCAGCCCUAGUAUUCCCGAAGAAUCGGAAUCCUCAAAGCUGCAGGACAAGAACAGCAAGAGUAAUUUUAUUAUGAUUAGAACAGCAACCGAUAAUUUUGACAGCAGUGGCAGUUUUCAUGAACCGAGCUCUGUAUGUUUGGCGGAGAUGGUGCAUGAUUUCAUGGAAAAUGAGGAGAAAAAUCCAGAAUGUGGGCGCGCUCGCUGCAAUUGCUCGAAUGGGCAUUGCAAUGUUGGUGGGAAUGCAGACAGCGAGGAUGAUCCUAAAUCAGCCAUUGGAUCGGGCGCAGUUAGUGAAAUUCUCAAGGGUCUUGUUCAAUGUUCUAGUGCAUGGGAGAGGAAUCUUUUGGCAGAUGCAUCCAAGUGUUUAGAAGCAGCGAGCCAGGAAGCCAAGAGCAUCUGCAAGGACAAGGAAGAAUGCGCAAAUGGCUGCCUUAGGAGGACUGUAAUGAACCGUCUCAGAUCUAUGGCAUAUAAUGCUGCUGUGUGCAAAUCAAAAUGGGAUACUGCCUGCGGGUGUCCUACCGGAGAGUAUGAGUACAUUGAUGUUAUUCACGAAGGAGUGGGGAAGUCAGAGAGGCUAAUUGUUGAUAUUGAUUUCCGAUCACAAUUUGAGAUUGCUAGAUCGACAAGCCACUAUGAUGCUGUUUUACAUAUCCUGCCAGUCAUUUUUGUGGGUAAGGCAGAUCGACUGCAGCAAAUUACAUGCAUUGUGUGUGAUGCUGCCAAACAAUCCUUAAAGAAGAAGGGGUUGCACAUUCCGCCUUGGAGAAAAGCAGAGUAUAUGCGAGCUAAAUGGCUCUCUCCAUACAAGAGGACCACUAACGAAGUGUCUCACAAUUCUUUUUCUGAUGUAAAUAGAGAAAUGACUUCAAUCGCUGUCAAGGGCUCGGGAUGGGGUUCAAGAUUUACCAGUGAGUUUGAGCUAAAGUUCCGGAGCAACAAUGGGGGGCCUCGUCGUCCCAUGAAAGAAGUGAAUGGUAGAGGGGGAGAUUCCAAUAAUAUCAAAGAAAAGAGGAAUGCGGAUGACCAGAUAACUGUUGUGGUUACCGAAUGGCAACCUCCUGCUGUAAAGCCGAAAGCAGGACAAAGAGGGGGUAAAAAAAUUGCCGCUGGAUUGGCCUCCAUGUUGAGAGAAGCUGGUCUUUAGCUCAAUCAUAGUGAUUCCACCCUAAAUUUUUGGUAAUACUUACUAAUUUUCUUUAUUCCUUUGUUUUUUUUGUCCUCAAAAAAUGAAAAAAAAAAAAUCCCCAAAACAAAAAGCAAAAAAUACAUAUAUGUUUUUCAUUUAUAGUAUAUGGUGUCCUCUUCGGUCUUUAAUCUGCCUCGAGCAAAACGUUUGCACAUAUGUCUUGGGGCUGGUCAAGUGGGUAGAUGGUCUACCUAGUGAGUACAAGUCCGAUUGUUUUGGUGAGGAUAAGGAUUGGCGAAAUGAAGAAGCGACUGUAAUUUUUUGAGAUCCGAGGGCCUUUGUUGGCUCCAAGCAUCUACCUCUUUAAGUAAUAUAAUAAAAAAAAUAUGUUAAUUAGUAUAUAUAAUCCGACUCUCUACCAAUUACCUUGUCUAAUACUCGGUGAAUUUUGAUGGAAAAUUUUUCCAGUUCACAAUGCUCUUGUUUGAUUGUAAAAGCGCUUGUUGAGCAUCUGAAUAAAGUGAGCAUUAAAAUGUUAUUUCAAAUUUAA
This is a messenger RNA of Cryptomeria japonica (Japanese cedar), 3217 nucleotides long. RefSeq lists its product as uncharacterized. The transcript is spliced from 3 exons. Lineage: Eukaryota; Viridiplantae; Streptophyta; Pinopsida; Cupressales; Cupressaceae. The coding region runs from base 1369 to 2685 and encodes 438 amino acids. The record is from RefSeq and is a predicted model, not a curated record.